CUGCAUGAAUGUCUGUGCAUAAAUGUGGCAGGUGCAGGGGCCAGAAGUGGGUGUUGGGAACUGGAGCUACAGAAGACUGUGAGCUGCCAUGAAGGCGUUCUUACCAAAGAGCAAUCCUCCACCACCACCCGUUUUAUAUUGCACUUAAAUACAUGUAUUUGGGCUCCUUUGGUCCACGAUCCGGCCGCCAAUACGUGCCCCACCUUGCCAGUACUUGGCCAUUCUGCUGUUUGGCUUCAGGAGCCAGAGUCCAGCCUGGUUCAGACCUGAUGAGGCUCCGCUAGGCACAUCUUGGCGACCUGUGUUGUAUACCCGCUGUGCACUCCCACUCCCAGGCCCGGAACUAGGCGAUUAACCACCUCGGACUAGUGGAAAGACUGGGGACUUGCAGACAGUAAAUCUGAAAGGACUCGAAAGGUGAGGCUGCGAGGCGGGGCGUCCCCUAGCUUCGGCCAGGCCACGCCCACACUGCCACCCUCCUACUUAGUGGAAAGGGCGGCACCCGACUCCAGCCUCGCCCCCCGACGUCACGACCAAUGCCAAGGGGCGGGCUUGACUCUCUGCGGAAGAGCGAGGCUAGACCCAGGCCCAAGUGGAGCUCUCUGGGACCGCAGGGGACUAGCAGGAUGGGCAGCAGCUCGCUGUCAGAGGACUACCGCCUGUGCCUGGAGCGCGAGCUGCGGCGCGGCCGGGCGGGCGUGUGCGGCGACCCCUCGCUGCGCGCGGUGCUCUGGCAGAUUCUGGUGGAGGACUUCGACCUGCACGGGGCGCUACAAGACGACGCGCUGGCGCUGUUCACCGACGGCCUGUGGGGCCGCGCUGACCUGGCGCCUGCCCUCCGGGACCUGGCCCGCGCCUUCGAGCUCCUGGAGCUGGCUGCUGUGCACCUGUACCUGCUGCCCUGGAGAAAGGAAUUCACCACCAUCAAGACCUUCUCAGGGGGUUACGUGCAUGUGCUAAAGGGCGUGCUCUCGGAGGAGCUGCUGACUCGAAGCUUCCAGAAGAUGGGCUACGUGCGCAGGGACAGCCACCGCCUCAUGGUGACGACGCCACCCCCUGCCUGCCAGCUGAUACAGGUGGCCCUCGGCUGCUUUGCCCUUCGGCUGGAGUGUGAAAUCCUAGGUGAGGUGCUGAGCCAGCUGGGCACAAGCGUGCUGCCGGCUGACGAGCUGCUCCGAGCUCGGCGGGCUAGCGGGGACGUAGCUUCCUGUGUUGCCUGGCUGCAGCAGCGCCUGGCCCAGGAGGAGGAGCCACCACCCCUACCCCCUCGGGGCACACCUGCUGCCUAUGGGCCCCCAGUGGACCUGUAUCAGGACCUGCAGGAGGAUGAGAGCUCAGAAGCCAGCCUGUAUGGUGAGCCUUCCCCAGGGCUGGACUCGCCCCCUGUGGAACUGGCAUACAGGCCACCACUCUGGGAGCAGAGUGCCAAACUCUGGGGUUCUGGGGACCAGACCUGGGAACCCCCAGCUGAUGACAUGCAUCGGGCCAGUAGCCCACCAUAUGGGGCUCUGGAAGAGGAGCUGGAGCCAGAACCCUCCGCUUUCUCCUUCCUCUCUCUGCGCCGUGAGCUGAGUCGGUCAGGGGACUUAGCUCCCCCCGAAGCCCCUGGGAGCCCUGGGCAAGCUAGCCCCCGGCACAGGCAGGCAGAAGGAGCAGCCUCAGCCUAUGGGCCUGUUGUUGAGCCUCUGGGCUACCAGGCACACAGCUGCUUGAGCCCUGGCAACCUGCCCACCCUCUGCUGUGACACUUGCCGCCAGCUACACGCCACCCACUGCACUGCCCUGUCUGCCUGCCGCCCGACACAUUCACUGCGCAUACUUCUUGGUGACAACCAGAGACGCCUGUGGCUACAGCGACCUCAGGUGGAUACCCUGCUUUAUGACAGUCCUGGGGCCCAUCCCUAGGCCCAGCUGGACCCCAAGAGUUUUGGGGUGACAGUUUCCAUGGUGCUUCUUUUGGAAACAGGCCUAGGCCACUAGCUGCCCUGGCCCUCCUGUUCCCCAGGGGAGUCCAGGACCUACAGUUGGAAGAGGGCACAGCCUUGAUGGAAAGCUCCUCACUGACAUGCCCAUGUCCCGGCCCUGGCUGCAGCAGGCCCUGAGCUGAUCACCAUGUCCCUGUCCUAUGCCCAGACGUGCUGGGUAGGGAAGUCCAGGUUAUCCAUGUUACAGUACCCAAACUCAUUCCAACAAGCCCCCCCCCCGAAGUCUAUGGUUCAGGAUACGGCCCCUCUCUCUGUGCUGAGAAGUCCUCACCCAGCAGUUUGCUCAAGAGGUUGCAGAUGGCACUGUAAGACAGUGAGUUGGCUUUGGGCCAUAUGGGAAGGUCUGAAAGGGCUGACUUAGGUAUAAGGAUCCCUGUUCACCAUUGCUGUUAGCAAGGAGGUGGAGAGCUGUAAAAACCAGGCAGUGGGAGCUGUCACCCCAUCCAACCGUCAGCUGCCUACCAGCAAAAGAGGUGGGAGCGUACACAGGCCGCUCCUCGGGCUACUGCCAAAAAGUACCUCACAGCCCCAUGUAGUUCAUUCCAGACAGAUAACCAGAAAGCAAACCCUCACUUCCCUUUGGGUAGCCCAGGACCCCUCACUGUGGUCCCUAAACCACUAAUCCCCAGGGCAGGGAUGAAGGGCUGGGUUUUCAUCAACCACAUGGGGGCCCAGGCACAGUGAUCACUGUUUGGCGACACUUCCUCUAGAGGACCCCCCCAGCCAAGCCUGUUCCUAUUCCUCACUCCAGGCCCCUCAGAGGACACUGUCCAUGUUGCAUGGAUCAAAACCCCACAGUACAUUAAAGGACUGUGAAACUGUC
Molecule: messenger RNA, 2807 nt
Organism: Meriones unguiculatus (Mongolian gerbil)
Lineage: Eukaryota; Metazoa; Chordata; Mammalia; Rodentia; Muridae
Gene: Spata2l
Product: spermatogenesis associated 2 like
Exons: 3
Coding region: 537-1904 (455 amino acids)
Cellular component (GO): cytoplasm
Source: RefSeq, a predicted model, not a curated record